Priapulus caudatus is the source of this 1081-nucleotide messenger RNA. Its product is annotated as ankyrin repeat family A protein 2-like. The record is from RefSeq and is a predicted model, not a curated record. Bases 324 to 875 code for a protein of 183 amino acids. Gene Ontology annotation, molecular function: protein binding. The transcript has a single exon. NCBI's taxonomy places the organism in Eukaryota, Metazoa, Priapulida, Priapulimorpha, Priapulimorphida, Priapulidae.
GUUAUAAUUUAGUGCCAUAUCAGACUUGUUGUUUGGAUCCAUUUAAGUUUAGCUUCUUUGUUUCUGUCAUUCCAUAUUGGAAUUUCCUGUCUUCUUCUUUGGUUAAUUGUAAAAUUUAAGCUUUCUCUACUGCAAUCUGCAGUGUUGAUCUGUCUAUUUGAUAAACUUUGUCUCUCUUUGUUUUCAAAAGUUCCUUGGACUUUAAAGACUAAUUAUUAUGAGGUUAUGAGGUUAUUAUUUUAUGUAAAUUAACUUUUUUAGUGCUUUCAAGUCUCAUGGGACAUGGCAUAACAGCCACGCGAUAAUAUGCCAAACCAAACACGAUGCUGACAAAUCUACAGCGAGGAAACUUCAGAGCCAAGACGCCUGAGGUUCAUUCGGAGGAACGUGGCCUUCACCAACUCGCUGCACAAGGUCAAUUUGCCAUGCUCGAACAGAGGUUGAAGGAGCACAACUCCGACGUUAACGCUACAGACAAGCACGGCCUCACGAUUCUACACUGGGCGGCUGCGUACGGACAGGCGCAGACGGUGAACUUCAUACUUGACAACAAUGCUGAUGUAAACGUCGUUGGGAACCACGAGAUGACGCCAGUGCUUCUGGCGAGCGCUCGCGGCCACGCAGACGUACUCGCGAGGCUGAUCACCGACGGUGCAGACGUGUGCUGCACAGACGAAAGCUGCACCACGGCGUUGAUGUAUGCUGCCCACGGGGGGCACCACCAUUGUGUGCAGCUGUUGCUGGAGGCAGGCUCUGAUUUCCUGGCAACGAACAGCAAUGGGAGAACCGCGUUCGAUAUAGCGAUCGCUUUCGCACACACAACGGUGCAGCAGGUUUUGGAGAAUCACAUGUGCAUGCUGUUCGAAUCUGGAUAAGUGGAUGUGAAUCUGUCCGUGUCAUAAGGGUUGGUUGUGUUUUAUUGUCUAUGUAUGUUCACGUCCCAAGUGGAAUUUAUGGAUGCGAUUUCCAUUAUGCAGAAACCCAGUUCAAAGUCCUGAUUACCAUAUGUAAAAGCUUCGUGUUGUUCAACUGAUAACCGUGAUGAUCAAGAUAUAAAUAGAAAAUCUUUUAUAAUACUUUA